AUGGAGGUCUUCAGUUUUGCUCGUGAAGCAUGCAAACUUGUGACAUUUAAUAUACCUUCUAAACUGGAGGCAGAGAAAAUGAUUGGCAAAGUUAAUUUGAAUAAAUGUCUCCGGUCUGCUGACCUCAUCCAGUCCAGUGAUCCUGAUUUCAGAGUCCUAAAAGAUGGCUCAGUCUACACAGCCAAUGCUGUUGUUUUGUCUGAUGAGAAAAGAUCAUUCACCAUAUGGCUUUCUGACAUGAAGAAACAGACACAGAAAGAGAUUACCGUGUUUUUGGAACAUCAGAAGCUGGGCAAAGCACUCAGAAAAAGACACACUAAAGAAACUGUUCUCAGACGCACCAAGAGAUGGGCUCCUAUUCCCUGUUCAAUGCUGGAGAAUUCCUUGGGCCCUUUUCCUCUCUUUCUUCAACAAGUUCAAUCUGAUGCAGCACAAAAUUAUACCAUCUUCUACUCAAUAAGUGGGCGUGGAGUUGAUCAAGAGCCUUUAAACUUAUUUUACAUUGAAAGAGACACUGGGAAUCUGUUCUGUACUCAACCUGUGGAUCGUGAAGAAUAUGGUGUUUUUGAUGUAAGAUUUUAUAGAUAGGAAGCUAUGGGGUAUUCAGCAGAUUUACCUCUCCCACUGCCUAUAAGAAUAGAGGAUGAAAAUGACAAUUAAACCUAUUUUCACCAGAGACUUUAUAAAUUUGAAGUUCCAGAAGUAGUAGAUAUAGGAACUACAGUGGGAGUAGUCUGUGCAACAGACAGAGAUGAACCAGACACAAUGCACACACGCCUCAAGUAUAGUAUCGUGGAGCAGACCCCGAGAUCUCCAGGGCUCUUCUCCGUGCACCCUAGCACAGGCGUCAUCGCCACAGUCUCUCAUUCUAUGGACAGAGAGGUUGUAGACAAGUACGUACUCCUAAUGAAAGUACAGGACAUGGAUGGCCAAUUUUUUGGUUUGAUGACUACAUCGACUUGUGUUAUAAAAGUAAAAGAUUCAAAUGAUAAUCCACCUACUUUCAGAAAAAGUAGUUAUGAAACAUCCGUAGAGGAAAAUGUAUACAAUGUGGAAAUUUUAAGGAUCCCAAUCGACGAUAAAGAUUUAAUUAACACUGCCAACUGGAGAGCCAAUUUUACCAUCUUAAAGGGCAAUGAAAAUGGACAUUUUAAAAUCACUACAGACCAAAAUACAAAUGAAGGUGUUCUCUAUAUUGUAAAGCCACUGAAUUAUGAAGAAAACCAUCAAGUGACCCUGGAAGUCGGUGUAAUCAGUGAAGCUCCAUUUACUAGAGAUGUGCUUAGAACAACAACUAUGAACCGAGCCGUGGUCACAGUUCAUGUGAGGGAUCAGGAUGAAGGGCCAGAAUGCAGCCCUGCAGUUCAAUACAUAUGGAUCAAAGAGAAUGAAGCAGCGGGGUUGAAGACCAAAGGCUAUAAGGCAUAUGACCCUGGAACGAAAAAUAGCAAUGGGUUAAGGUACAAAAUGUUGAAUAAUCCUAGAGGGGGGAUCAUUAUUGAUGAAGUUACUGGCUCAAUCCUAACUUCCAAAAUCCUGGACAGGGAGACUUUAUCUCCCAGAAGUGAAGUAUAUAAUAUUACAGUUCUGGUUACAGACCAAGAUAGUAAAACAUGUACUGGUAUGCUUGCAGUUUAUGUUGAAGAUGUGAAUGACAAUCCACCACAAUUACUUCAAAGUGACCUAAUAAUUUGUAAGCCAAAGAUGAGGCAUAUUGACAUUUCAGCUAUUGAUCCUGAUGAGCCUAUCAAUGGGCCCCCAUUUUCUUUCAGCUUGACAAAUCCUUCUGCAGAAAUCAAUAGGAUCUGGACCCUCACCAAAGUUAAUGAUACAGCUGCCCGUCUUUCAUAUCGAGAAAAUGCAGGAUUUCAAGAAUAUAAUGUUCCCAUAACUGUAAAAGAUAGAGGAGGUCAAUCUGCAUCAAAAACCUUGAGAGUUAAUUUAUGUGAAUGUACCCAUCCAAGUCAAUGUCGAGCAAGUCAAAGGAGAGCAGGAGUAGUACUUGGAAAAUGGGCUAUCCUGGCAAUAUUAUUGGAUUUAGCACUGCUUUCUACUGUACUGCUAACUUUAGUAUGUGGAGUUGUUGGUGCACAGAAAAGGAAAGGUUUUUCUGAAGAUUUAGCACAGCAAAAUUUAAUUAUAUCAAACACAGAAGCACCUGGAGAUGAUAAGGUGUGUUCUGCCAAUGGGUUUAUGACUCAGAAAGUCAACAACUCGAACCAAAGCUUUUGUGGAACUAUGGGAUCAGGAGUCAGAAAUGGAGGACAAGAAGCUAUUGAAAUGAUGAAAGGACACCAGACCUUGGAGUCUUGCCGUGGGCAUGGGCAUCAUCACACCCUGGACUCCUGCAGGGGAGGACACCUGGAGAUGGACAAUAGCAGAUACACUUAUUCUGAGUGGCACAGUUUCACUCAGCCUCGCCUUGGAGAAAAAUUGCAUAAAUGCAAUCAGCAUGAAGACAUUAUACCAUCUCAAGAUUAUGUUCUUACAUAUAACUUUGAAGGAAGAGGAACUCCAGCUGGUUCUGUGGGUUGCUGCAGUGACAAGCAGGAAGAAGAUGGCCUUAACUUUUUAGAUAAUUUGGAAGCAAAAUUUACUGCAUUAGCAGAAACAUGCACAAUGAAAUAA
Suncus etruscus (white-toothed pygmy shrew) is the source of this 2628-nucleotide messenger RNA. Its product is annotated as desmocollin-3-like. Gene Ontology annotation, biological process: homophilic cell-cell adhesion. Gene Ontology annotation, molecular function: calcium ion binding; gamma-catenin binding. Lineage: Eukaryota; Metazoa; Chordata; Mammalia; Eulipotyphla; Soricidae. The record is from RefSeq and is a predicted model, not a curated record. The transcript has 16 exons. Gene Ontology annotation, cellular component: desmosome; plasma membrane.